This is a messenger RNA of Cyanistes caeruleus (blue tit), 3231 nucleotides long. The record is from RefSeq and is a predicted model, not a curated record. Lineage: Eukaryota; Metazoa; Chordata; Aves; Passeriformes; Paridae.
UCAGCACGGACUGGAUGCCCACGGGCGGCAGGACGCUGUCACACGCUGCCCGCGCUCUCGGCAGGGGCACAGCGCUGUUCUGCCCUCGCCCACAGCUCCCCUUGCCCCGACCGUUCUCCUCCUCUGGCGGAGUCAGCCCCGGUUGUUGGUGCCCGCUGCUGUUCCCCCGUGUCUCCGUGCCAUCCCCGAAGCAGCGCCGCUCUUUUCCCCUCUCCCUGCUCUUGGGCAGCUGGCUGCGCUCGGCCUGCGCGGCUGCGGGGGACAUGGCAGAGCAGCGGUACUGUGUGGACUAUGCCAAGCGGGGCACCGCGGGCUGCAAGAAGUGCAAGGAGAAGAUCGUGAAGGGGAUGGUGCGCAUUGGGAAGAUCGUUCCCAAUCCUUUCACCGAGUCUGGAGGGGACAUGAAGGAGUGGUACCAUGUCAAGUGCAUCUUUGAGAAGCUGGACAAGGCCCGGGCCACCACCAAGAAAAUAGAAGACAUCACAGACUUGGAGGGGUGGGAAGAGCUACAGGAUGAGGAGAAGGAAAUAAUCAACAAGUACAUCUCAGAAGCCAAUUCCAAGACUGGAGGUACCCCGAAGAAAAAGGUGAUAGUGCAGGCAAAACUCACUGCCACAGGACAGCUGACCACAAAAGAUCCACCAAAGAAAUUCUCUGGAUUCACUGCCAAGCCAAAGAAUUCAGAAGAUGCCCCUGCAAACUCUGCCCACAAACCCAGCCUGUCUGCAGCCAGGUGUGAUCCCAAGCACAAGGAUUGCCUGCUGCGGGAAUUCCGCAAGCUCUGUGCCAUGGUGGCUGAGAAGCCAAGCUACAACGUGAAAACACAGAUCAUCCAGGACUUCCUCAGGAAGGGAUCUGCAGGAGAUGGUUUUCAUGGUGAUGUAUACCUGACCAUUAAGAUGCUGUUACCAGGUGUCAUUAAAAUAGUUUACAACUUGAAUGAUAAGCAGAUUGUAAAGCUGUUCAGCAGGAUUUUUAACUGCAACCAGGAAGAAAUGGUCCGGGACCUGGAGCAGGGAGAUGUUUCCGAGACCAUACGGAUCUUCUUCGAGCAGAGCAAGACCUGUCCUCCAGCAGCCAAGAGCCUCCUGACCAUCCAGGAGGUCGAUGAAUUCCUCAUCCAACUGUCCAAGCUCACCAAGGAGGAUGACCAGCAGAGUGUCCUGCAGCAGAUCAGCCGCAGGUGUACGGGCAAUGACCUGAAGUGCAUCAUCAGGCUAAUUAAACAUGACUUGAAAAUGAAUGCUGGAGCAAAGCACGUGUUGGACGCUCUGGAUCCCAACGCCUACGAGGCGUUCAAGGCCUCGCGGAACCUGCAGGACGUGGUGGAGCGGGUGCUGCAGAACCAGCAGGAGUCUGAGAAGGUGCCAGGCCUGAAGAGGACCCUGAGCGUGCAGGCCUCACUCAUGACCCCAGUGCAGCCCAUGCUGGCUGAGGCCUGCAAGUCCAUCGAGUACGCCAUGAAGAAGUGUCCCAACGGGAUGUACGCCGAGAUCAAGUACGACGGCGAGCGCGUGCAGGUGCACAAGAACGGGGAUCACUUCAGCUACUUCAGCAGGAGCCUCAAACCUGUGCUCCCCCACAAAGUAGCCCAUUUUAAGGAUUUCAUCCCCCAGGCUUUCCCUGGUGGGCAAAGUAUGAUCCUGGAUUCAGAAGUUCUCCUGAUUGACAAUAAAACUGGCAAGCCACUUCCUUUUGGGACUCUUGGUGUGCACAAGAAAGCUGCUUUCCAGGAUGCCAACGUUUGCCUGUUUGUGUUUGACUGCAUCUACUUCAAUGACAUCAGCCUGAUGGACAGGCCCCUGUGUGAACGGCGCAAGUUCCUGCACGACAACAUGGUGGAGAUCCCUAACAGGAUCCUGUUCUCAGAGAUGAAACACGUCACAAAAGCUUCAGAUCUGGCAGACAUGAUCACCCGAGUCAUCCGGGAGGGGCUGGAAGGGCUGGUGCUGAAGGAUUUAAAGGGAAAUUACGAACCAGGGAAACGCCACUGGCUGAAGGUGAAGAAGGAUUAUCUCAACGAGGGGGCAAUGGCUGACACUGCUGACCUGGUGGUGCUGGGGGCUUUCUAUGGACAGGGCAGUAAAGGUGGGAUGAUGUCCAUCUUCCUCAUGGGCUGCUACGACCCCAAGAGUGAGAAGUGGUGCACGGUGACCAAGUGUUCUGGUGGCCACGAUGACGCCACGCUGGCACGUCUGCAGACAGAGCUGGACAUGGUGAAGAUCAGCAAGGAUCCAAGUAAAAUUCCAAGGUGGCUAAAAAUUAACAAAAUCUACUACCCAGACUUCAUUGUCCCAGAUCCAAAGAAAGCCCCAGUGUGGGAGAUCACGGGGGCCGAGUUCUCCAAGGCCGAGGCCCACACUGCGGACGGGAUCUCCAUCCGCUUCCCACGCUGCACCCGCAUCCGCGACGACAAGGACUGGCAGACAGCCACCAACCUGCAGCAGCUGAAGGAGCUGUACCAGCUCUCCAAGGAGAAGGCUGAUUUCAAUGUUACAGCUGGGGAGGAAGACGAGUCCACAGCUGGCAGCAGUGGAGAGAAUGAUGGGAAUUCCAGGUCUUCCACACCUCACAGCAGUAUUAAGAGUCCCCCAAGCAAGUCACCUGCAAAAGCCCAGAAGGCAGAAGAGAGCAAAGCAGUGAUUGGAUCCCCUCAGAAAUGCGAGGAGAAACGAGGGGAGAAGAGAAAAGCAUCUGAGAUGGAGGACAAUGGAAAAAAGCAGCCACUGCUGGACAUUUUCACGGGGGUGAGGCUCUACCUGGCGCCCUCCGUCAAGGACUUCGACCGAAUCCGCCGCUACUUCAUCGCCUUCGACGGGGACCUGGUGGAGGAGUUCGACACGGCCUCGGCCACCCACGUGAUUGGGGACAUUGAUGACAACCCCGGGGCGCAGCGGGUGACUCCCAGGUGGAUCUGGGAGUGCAUCCGGAAGCGCAGGCUGGUGGCCCCGUGCUAGCAGAGCUGGGAACAGGGACAGGGAGACUCCUCCGUGGGGAUGUGGAUAGACAGGAACCGCCCUCAGGAGUAGCUACAAGGCUCCAGAGCAACCCUAUGGAAUGAAUUAAAAAAGUUCUCUGAAGAAAUGUCCCUGCUGAAUCCCCUUUUCCUGCCCCUACUGUAGACCACCGCCCUUAUCCAGGUGCUGCUUUAGGCUCCUUGGGUUUUUAAAGUUUGGGUAUUUUUAUAGAUAAAGAAAUAAAACCGAAGCAGCUUCUCCUUUGCUGUCAGGA